AUUUAAAUAUAUAUGUAUAAAUGACAAUGAAUUGAUUAUACAAUCAUUGAAUCAUCAAUCAAUAUGAUUAUAAUAAAAUGAAAUAUCAAUAAAAUGAUUGCUCUUCUAUUUUUAAACGAUAUCUAUAUAAUAAUUAAAUUCUAAGAAACACGUAAUAAUAUCAGAUGCAGUUAACGCGGUCAUUAUAAUAGGAAUAUUUAACGUAACAAUAAAUUAAAAGUAACAAUAAAUUAAAUGAACAUAUCUUGAUGAUUAAACAAUAAAAUGGUAGUAUAGAACUGAUCUAAUAAAACUAUACAUUUUCUGAAAUAAAAUAUUAAAAUAAUAUUAAAAAGAAAAUAUCAGUUCUUAAUUUCAGAAAAAAAAGAGAAGAAAAAAAAUCGUAAGAUAGUAAGUUUAUUCCUAUCUGUGUUUCAAUUAUACAUAUAUAGAUUAAUUAUAAAAUUUUAAUAUAUAAUUAAUAGUAUUAAAUAAGAUGUUAUAUACUUUAAGCAUGUCAUAUUAUUGAUUAAUUUAAAAUUAUAAAGUAUUUUUUUAUUCCAUUUUUCAAAAUGUUUUUAAUUCUCCAGGAACAAGUAUGUAAGUAAACUUUUCUCAAUUUAAUGGUAUGAAGUUGCCAACAAAGAAAACUAAUAGUCAAAUGUUCAAUAUAUUUUAAAAUAGUUUUUUCCUUUUUAUGAACUUUUAAUGACAGAUUUUUAAUAUUAAUUUUUUAUAAGAAUUAAUAACGUGUCCAAAUAUAUUAUUUAUUAAAUUUGUAUAAUGAUAAAUCGAGGAAAUAAUAACAAUUAUGUGUCAAGCUUUUAAUAUUAUGCAAGAUAAUACUGAGAUGCAAAAUCAUGGACAUUUUCGUUGGUUAUACAAGGUUCGUUAAUAAACUUAAGUUAUUAUUUGUAAUUCUAAUUACUAUAUUCCAAAAUGAUAUUAAUUAUAAUAUCAAUAAUAUAAUACAUGUAGUUAAAUAAUUAAGUGAAAAGAAUAAAAUCAUAUAGAAAUAGAAAAAAAAAAUAAUGAAAAAUUAAAUUAGCCUAAUAAGAAAUCAUUUAUCAUUUUAAAUAAUCUUUUUCCACAGAAAGCUAAUAAUUUGGUUGUCCAAAAAUAAUAAAUUUAUGUUUUUAUAAAACAAAAUUAUUAUUUUUGAUAAAAUACAGAUAGUAUUUCUUAGGUUUUAUGUCAAGAAAAGAAUAUUAAACCAUUAUCUGCCAUACAAGCGUAUUUAUCAAAGGGUUGUUUGCGAUUCUGUGUCGAUCGCGUGGGUUUGAAAGAUUGGUCACCAAUACUUAAAAGUAUAGCUCAAAAUCGAAAUCUGAUGAAAAUUGAUAUCUACAGUCGCAGCCAAUGCAAACGAGUACGUGAGAAAGUGAAUACGGAAGAGAAACUUGAAAAAUUAUGGUAAUUAAUGUAACUAAAAAUAUCUGAAAAUUCAAUUGAAUUUUUAUCUGACAGAUUUUUAUAAUGAUAUUUAUAAAACUGACAUUAUAUAAAGACAGAAAAAUUGUUGAAAAAUUAAAAAUUGUCUUAAAAACCCAAAUAUUUUUUGAAACUUAAAUUGAAAUACUUGUUAAAAGAAGUGAUUUUGAUUUUGUUGCAUUCCCAAGCUUAAACUUCCAAGUUUUGCCUUAAUCCUUAACUUUUUUGUGCAGUUGUUCUUAAUUUUUUCAAUUUUAAAUUCUUGUUGUUUCUUUUCUCAAUUUCUUGAAAUUUAUUAUUUAAUUCUUGUAUAAUUAAAAUACUAAACACAAGAAAUUAUCUCAAUAUAAUAUGAUUAGAAAUUUCGGAAUCGGAAAUAUAGAAUCCGCAUGAAUUUUUUUCCUUGAACUUAAAAAAAAAAAUAUAUUAAAGAUGAAUUAAUGCUCAUUAGCACCAUUUUUAAUAUUUUCCUUGCGGAUACUACUCCCAGAAAGUUUAAGCUUGCAGGUCGCAUCUCUUGGAAGAAAAUGGAAAGGGAGAGAGAAAGAGGGAGAGAGGGAGAUUGAAAUGAUGAGGAGCGAUUUGGAGGAAUAUAUCGAGCGGAAAGGAUUGCAUGAAUUAGAGGAAGAGACAGGAGGAUGGAACGAUAACGAAAGGAAAGGCCCGAAUGUCCCAAAUAAUAGACUGUCACACUUGACAGAGAAAAUUAAAAAAGAAAAGCAGAAAGAAUGUAAAAACCCUAGACCGGCAUUUGAUGUCACGUCCAGGCGAUGCAAGGCAAAGAAUCAAGUAAGGCCAAUCAUCUACACGAAUUUUCUGUUGCGCUGUCUCAUCGAUUCCAUCGCCGUUUGCUUGAGAGAUUCACCAGCCAUAACCUCUAUCACUAUUGAUGGAAUUCCUCUGACGCUGAAGUACCUGAAUAUCCUGUGUUCCGGUUUGAAGACCAAUGAAAAGCUGAUAAGUUUAUCUCUGAAAAAAUGUUACAUAGGAGACAUUGGCUGUGACCUGUUAUUGAACUGCUUGAAAAACAAUCCAAAGCUCUCUGUCUUAAAUUUGUCAUCUUGUAAACUAUCAAGUAGAAGUGCUAUGAGUCUAUCAUUGUUCUUAAAAAGGAGAAAGGCUGAUCUGUUACAAAAUAUUUGGGAGCAAUCUUCCGAAGAAGAUACUGAAAAAUUACAAGGAUUGCAGACAUUGAUUCUAAAUCAGAAUCCAAAAAUUGAAGAUACUGGUCUAAAACAGAUAAUUUAUGCAUUAAAAAAUGAUGUCUGGUUGAAAACAUUAAGUUUGAAACGCUGUGGGAUCAGUAAAUUGGGAGCAGAAAUGAUCAUUCAAUUAUUGCAAUCAAAUAAUAAAAUUAUGAGGCUAGAUUUAACUAAAAAUCAUAUACCUAUUAAUACUCUUCAAAUAAUGUUGGGCAUAUUGAAGAAAAGACAAGAAAUAGCUGAAAAAACUGUAUUGAAUAAACAAUUCUGUUUAAAUUGGAGAAAAAAUAUAAAUAAUGAAAUUGUUAAAUUUACAAAAAGACAUAGAAAACAUUCGCAAAAUCGAACAGAACGGCCUAGGAAAUCUUCAUUACAAAAACAUUAUUGGAAAAAGACUCAAAGAUUUGAGAGAUUUAUUCGAGAAAAAGAGAUAAAAGGAAUUACAAAAGAAGAUUAUUAUAGAAGAAAGAAAAUUAAUGAUUUGGAAUUACAAUUAUUAAAUUUAAUUGAGUCUAAUUCUAAAUUAAAAGAGGAACUUUCGAGCAAUAAAGCGUUAUUGAAUUCAGAAGUACAGCAAAGAUCGAAAAUAGAGAAUGAGUUGCAAAGAAUAUCGUUUCGAUUAAAUGAUCUAAAAAGUAAAGUUUUUAUGCUAAAUUGUAUUUCCUCUAAAGCAUGUAAUGAAAGUCAAUUAUUGACGGGUUUUAAAUAUAUUUUCGAAAAAUUGGAAUCAUUUUCGAUGUUAAAACAAAAUGUAUCUGUAAACGAGGAAGUUGAUUUAGAAACUGUAGAACCAUUGUGGUCGUCACCGUUAGCAGAACAAAUGGAAAACUGUGUUUUGAAUUGCUCGCAGCGAAAACCUUAUUUUAUUUCCCAUUGAAAAUAUAAUACUGUGAAUUUUAUUUAAUAAUUUUUCUAGAUGUAUAAUGUAAAUAAGAUACGAAUUUUAUACUGAUGUAUAAAAUUUUAUACUGA
Molecule: messenger RNA, 3584 nt
Organism: Apis laboriosa (Himalayan honeybee)
Lineage: Eukaryota; Metazoa; Arthropoda; Insecta; Hymenoptera; Apidae
Product: protein Cep78 homolog
Exons: 5
Coding region: 1978-3489 (503 amino acids)
Cellular component (GO): centrosome
Molecular function (GO): protein binding
Source: RefSeq, a predicted model, not a curated record